This is a messenger RNA of Anguilla rostrata (American eel), 3491 nucleotides long. RefSeq names its product lymphocyte function-associated antigen 3-like. Lineage: Eukaryota; Metazoa; Chordata; Actinopteri; Anguilliformes; Anguillidae. Bases 467 to 1372 code for a protein of 301 amino acids. The record is from RefSeq and is a predicted model, not a curated record. The transcript has 3 exons.
AUUAAAUGCAGUCUUUCUGCACUGUGAAGAGGGAAAACCCAGAUAUUCACAAAGUUUGUGAUGAAUGACAGGUUGUUUCUUCAUGCAAAAUAGAUUUGGGGUUUAAAAUUCAAUUAAGCUGCUUUACUUUAGGGGUUUAGUGAAGUCGGGUCAUUUUUGACCCUUAGGACAAGGGGAGCAUACAGAAUGUUAAGACUACACAAGGAUUAAGAUGGUAGAGUAAACUGGUGGUCAAACUGGUGGAUUAUAUAGGCUGGUGACUAUAUAGGCUAGUCAACUGGAGAACAGUUGGUCGGCCAGUUAAGUGUCAAAAACACAGUUUAAACCAGCUUGGCCAGCUAUACUGGUUUAAAAUUGAAUUUUCAGCAGGGAAGUAUUCACAUCAAAUAUGAUUUUACUUUCGCUUUUACGGUGCUUCUCCGGAGAUACGUGGUCAUAAUAAUCGAGUCCAGUGUGAAGGCGAGCAAUGACACACAGCCAUGUCAGAAUCACUACGGCGUUAUUUAUCUUCGCGAACUUCAAAUUCGGUGAUGCCACAUCUGAGAUCACUGUCCACUCUAAUGGGAACUUCACACUACAGCCUAAUGUUCAGGGUCCCCUGGAGGAAAUUUUGUGGAAGCGGAAUCUUCAUAAGGUGGUUGAAUUUGACCAGAAGGAAGUGGUUGAAUACAGGCAGUUUAAAGGACGGACGAUCCUGGACCUCACAACGGGAGCCCUGACCCUCACACAUCUCACAGAGGCUGACAGUGGGGAGUAUGUUGGUGAGCUGCAGAUCAAGGGAAAUCUGGUGUACCAUCAUCAGAUGGUGAAAGUGUUUGAUGCUGUAGGUAAACCAGAAGUCACCUGCCAAGUGAACGGCUCCUCAGUAACCCUGCUGUGCUCUGGGGGCGACAGACCAAGCACUCAGUACAGGUGGGAGGGGCCUGCCAUAGAGCCCCAGCCAGGGUCCCAGCUGAAGAUAGAGGCAGCAGAGAGCUCUGAUGCAAUCUACACCUGUGUGCUGCACAACCCUGUGGGUGAGAGCAGAACAGACUUUCCUGUAAAGAGCUGCUUCCCUGCUCCAGGUAAGGCCCACUCAGCUGAUGUAGGGACUGAGCACAGGCCUGUCAUUCUGGCUGCCACAGUCUGCUUUUUACUACUACUACACGCUCUGGCUAACACACAGACACACAAACACGUGCAUACACACACACGUGCACACGCACACACACACUCGCAGAGUCAUAACAGGCAUUACCGUUGGAAAACCUUUUUCCGACUUCACAGUCCAGAGAGAGACUUUCUUCAAUUUAGAUCACUCACUACUACAACAAACACAUAUACCACAUAUUCUAGCACAUACAACGGAUUUUUUGUUGUAACAGACGUGUAGCACUUAACUUGAUUAUGACUUCUGAUGUAAAAACUGCUGUGUUGGCAAAGUGAGGAUUAAGUGAAAUAUGUUUCAUUUUCUGAAUCCAGCCGUUUUAACAGUUAAAACCCUCGAUUGACAUCCGGCACUCUGAAUACCGAACACAAGUGCAUCAACAGUUAAAACCCCUCACUUAUCCUACAUAUAAAAUAUAUUUGGUAAAUUUAAUUUCAUCUUAUUAUCGAAGAUGGGGUGGUACGGUGGUGCAGUGGGUAGCACUGUCGCCUCACAGCAAGAAGGUCAUAGGUUCAAAUCUUGGCUUGGGGCCAUUCUGUGUGAAGUUUGCAUGUUCUCCCUAUGUCCGUGUGGGUUUCCUCCCACAGUCCAAAGACAUCCAGGUAGUCUAAUUGGAGACUCUAAAUUGGCCAUAGGAACGGGUGUGUGAGUGAAUGGUGUGUGUCCAGGGUGUAUUCCUGCAUCUCGCCCAAUGCAUGCUGGGAUAGGCUCCAGCACCCCCCGCAACCCAGCUCAAGAUUAGCAGGUAUAGAUAAUGGAUGGAUGGAUUAGCAGAGUAUCAAUAAUUAAUUAAAUUGCCGAAUUCAUUGAUAGGCAGAGCAAUCUGUCUGAUCAACCUUUAUCAAAUGGAUAACUCAGAACCGGAUUAAAAUUAAGAAAUUAAUUAAGUUACAACAAAGAUUCACAUAUGAUAAAGACAAGGUUCUGCUACCUUAAAGAAAGGAAAACACAAUGUUACCGACAUGGACCAAGUUACAGUCACAAAGGAAAUGAGUGAAAAAAACAAACCACUGCCGGUUCUCCCAAACAUGCCCCAGGAAACCAAGAUUGCAGUCCAAAAACCAAAAGGCAGCCAAAUAUUCCAAAAGCCAGAGAUUUAAAUGUCAAGAUGCCAGGUGAGCUGUAAGACAGAAACAUCAGACCCUGUCACACCAAACUCCACACAACACCAGCCCUCGAUGCAAAGCUCAGAUUCCUUGGAUGGCAACCACAGAUCUGAACCCCAAAAUGUCCACUGCAAAAGAUGUUACUGGCUGAUGUUAAGCCCCCUAGAACCACUUUCUUCCUCCUAACUCUGACUAACUACAGUAGCUAAAGUAAAAUACACAUUUUUAUGUUAUCCCAUGAGGGAGGGGGGACAGUUGAGAGAAAGGGGGUGCACAUGGCUGCACUAAUUGGGUGAGGUGUGAAGUGUGGGGUGUGGGAGCAGGGACUGUCUUAUCUGAAAACUAGGCAUUAAACUAUGUAUUAACAUGGUCUCAUGUUUAGGACCAUGGGCUAAAGCACUGUGAUAUUAUUAUCAGAAGAUUCCUUAUCUUACAAUCUUUAUAAAGAGACCAAACAGGAAUAUUUUAGGAGGUAAUCCAGUUCAGCUAUCAAGGAAGGAAACAUGGAAGUUUACCUCUGCCUCCAACAACAGAAUAAAGAUAAAGGAUUGUUUAAUCUUAUCAGUUGCAGUCUCCACCUUCAGGCAAAAUAAUUUCCAUGUAACAAGACCAAAUCAUACCUCAUUGGUUUCUGCUUGAAACUGAAAUUGGUUCUAAAAAUUGAGAUUUCAACUAUCAGGUUAAAUUACCAUUAUCUAUAUCGGCAUCAAGAUUUUCAGUCAGUGAUUUCAGUUAAAUCUUAAAUAUUGCAUUCAAACUUAAAAGGAAAAUGGAUCUUUGUGCAGCUUAUGGCCACGUUUGGUCGCUGACCCCCAAUAUAGGGUCCUGUCCCUUCUGGGAGGUGAUAAAUAUGUAAAACAUUUGAAGGAGAGACAGCUCUCCAGGACACCCCAGACUUGUUUAGAGAGAAGACCUGUAACAUGGCUUCAUUGCCCCAUGGAUGUUCCCUUUCAUGUUAGUGGAGUGGAGAGCAGGGAGAGAAAACGGAUACAAUCCCACGGUUAUAUAAAUGAUAACGGAGUGUGGCACAGUGGGUAAGGAACUGGGCUUGUAACCGAAAGGUCGCCGGUUCGAUUCCCGGGUAAGGACACUGCCGUUGUACCCUUGAGCAAGGUACUUUACCUGCAUUGCUUCAGUAUAUAUAUCCAGCUGUAUAAAUGGAUACAAUGUAAAAUGCUAUGUAAAAAGUUGUGUAAGUCGCUCUGGAUAAGAGCGUCUGCUAAAUGCCUGUAAUGUAA